CAAAUGACUAACCUCUUCAAGUGAUUUUAUCAAAAAUUUGUAUAAAUUAUGGAAAUUCGCGGCUUGUGUGCGAGUUAGCAGGCGUUUUUUUGACCCAUUUGGCCCCCAAAGUGCGUUUUUAUCAUGUGAAUGCAAGCUUGAGACUUGAUGGAAAUCGUGCCGUGCCCCAAUGAAGAAUAAGAAUUUCAUCAGGUUUCUGUUCGGAAUAAUCAUAGUCAGUUUGUUUUUGAUUAUAUUCAGACAGCAUAAGCCUGAGACGAUACAGAACAUCGUUUCUACAACCCACCAACAAAUCCGCAAUUUCAAGGACACGUUCCGAGAUGUUGACUCGAAGACGCUUGCCGCCGACGAGAAAUAUCUGACUUUGUUGGGGUUCACAGACAGCCCCCGACUGUAUCCACAUGACAUCUGGAGGAACACUUCACUGCCAGUCAUUGUCACGUAUGUUAUGGAAGGGCAGGAAAGCCAAGCUGUGGGACUUAUUAAUAACGUAGGAAGGGUUCUGCCAAACAAUACAAUUCUAGUUUAUAACCUUGGUUUAGGAAAUUAUGGCCUAAAAACGCUCUUAAAUUAUUGCAACAACAGCCGAUGUCAGGCCUUGACGUUCAGUUUGGCCAAUUUUCCCUCGCACGUGGACGAGGAGAGCAUACGGGCCUACAGGCCCCUUGUCAUCCAGGACGCCCUCCAGCGCACCGGCGCCGUGUUGUUCCUGGAGUGCGGGUACCGCUUUUCGCGGCACUUGACCCACGACGUCAUCAUGGACCUGUUUGAGAAGCGGGCGAAGUCCCAGGGCAUCGUCACGUGGCCCAUGUCGCUAAAGAACCCAGUUUCGAGUCUGACGCACAAGAAGAUGUUCCAGUACUUCCACACCGACGCCGAGAAUUUCCUUUUCUUGCAGAUGGUGAACGCGGACGUGCUUUUGAUCGUCAACACGGAGUCGGUGCACAACGAAAUCAUGCUGCCCUGGGUCAAGUGCGCGCUGACCCAGGACUGCAUCGUUCCGAUUGGGGCGCAGUCGGCCGGGUGUCGCUUCGACAAAAAGCCCCAAUAUCGAUAUUCCGGGUGCCAUAGCUACGACACGUCAGCGCUCAAUAUAGUUCUAGGACUGAAAUUUAACAUGGACGGCAGUCGGUACAUGUUUGACGAGUCGGAGAAGCUCUUCGAGACGGUUGAGUUGAGCAAAGCCGAGGCUCUCUUGAGAGAAUUCGAACAAAAUAUUACUACUGAAGGGCGAUUCAUGUCUUUCGACACGUAA
Molecule: messenger RNA, 1255 nt
Organism: Tribolium castaneum (red flour beetle)
Lineage: Eukaryota; Metazoa; Arthropoda; Insecta; Coleoptera; Tenebrionidae
Exons: 4
Coding region: 170-1255 (361 amino acids)
Source: RefSeq, marked predicted